Molecule: messenger RNA, 2571 nt
Organism: Camellia sinensis
Lineage: Eukaryota; Viridiplantae; Streptophyta; Magnoliopsida; Ericales; Theaceae
Source: RefSeq, a predicted model, not a curated record
AUGGUGGACGGAGGCGACGGUAAUGGAGAGAGGUUGACGGAGGGACACGAGUCCGGCUGUGACACGACGAUGGCGAAGGGACGCGAGUCCGACUGUGACGAGGUAAUCGAAGAAAAUAAUGUUGUUAAUGAGUUGGCUAAUUGUGGUUGGAAGCCAAAAUUGGGCAUGUCAUUUGACUCUGAACAAGCUGCAUAUGAUUUUUACAAUACCUAUGGCAGAAAUGGAACUUGGGGUAUUGACAAGCGAGAUCCACUAGUAAAAUUUCCGAGACAAGAGGUGAGGUGUGGUUGUCAUGCUCGAUUUAGUAUCAAGUUAGAUAGAAAUUUAGGAAAAUAUGUUGCCAUUGAUUUUGUUGAACAUCAUAACCAUGAUCUUGUGCCUCAAGAGUGCAUUCAUAUGUUGCCAUCCCAAAGAAAAAUAUCUACCACCCAAGCAAUUGAAGAAGAAUUGGCUGCAGAAUCUGGAAUUCCUCUUAGGUCUGCUUAUGAGCUAUUUGGUAGGGAAUCUGGUGGAAGAGCAUCACUUGGCUUCACCAAAUUGGACCAAAAAAAUUACUUGAGAUCGAAGAGACAAAAAGAUUUGGAAUAUGGAGAAGCGGGUAGUGUGUUGCAAUACUUUCGUAAGAAAAGUUUAGAAAAUCCAUCCUUUUAUUAUGCAGUCCAAUUAGAUUGUGAAGAGCAAAUAAGUAACAUAUUUUGGGCGGAUGCACAAAUGAUAAUGGACUAUGCUCAAUUUGGUGAUGUAGUGACCUUUGACACUACUUACAAAUUAAAUAAUGAACAUAGACCUUUUGGAACCUUUGUUGGAUUUAAUCAUCAUCGAGAAACUGUUGUAUUCGGUGCAGCGUUGAUGUAUGAUGAGACUACCGAAUCAUUCACAUGGUUGUUUCAGAUUUUUUUGGAGCAUGUGAGUUCCCUCUUUCAAGAUGUUGAGGUAAAGGGUGUCUUUUCAAAAUUUAUGCAUCAAAUUGAUGAUGAAGAAGAAUUCAAAAUACAAUGGGACCAAAUGCUUGAUAGGUAUGAUGCACACAACAAUCAUUGGUUGGCGCAAACUUUUGGUGUGAAGGAGAAAUGGAGAUGGCCAUAUAUUAUGAAUUAUUGGGCAGCUGGAAUGAGUACUACUCAACUAAGUGAGUCAUUCAAUGCAUUUUUGAAGGAUUAUCUCAAUUGUGAUCAUAACUUGAUGGAAUUUUUCAAGCAUUUUGAGAGGGUGCUUUAUGACAAGAGGUAUAAAGAAUUGGAAACCGAGUAUAAUUUGUGUCAAAAAUUGCCAAGGGUUUCCAUUCCAACUGUGAUGUUAAAGCAAAUGGCAGAUAUUUACACCAAAACAAUUUUUGAGGAAUUCCAAAAUGAGUACGUGCAGUCCAUUAAAGCGUCCAUUGUAGGCACUAUUCAUGAUGGUGAGAGUACCAUAUUCACAAUUCAAACGGAUGUAGAUGGAAAAAAAGAUAAGAAUGUGACAAUGGAUAGAGAUGGUUUUUUGAGUUGUAGUUGCAAGAAGUUUGAAGUGAAGGGCAUAGUGUGUCAACAUUAUUUAAAGGUGCUUAGAGAGAUAAUCAAUGCAAAGGACCUUCCUGCACAAUACAUACUCAAACGAUGGACUAAAAAAGCAAGGGCUGAAACUGUGAAAGAUAGGCGUGGGUAUGAUGUGAAGGUUGAUGUCAAACUACAUCAAAGCGACCGAUAUAGGUCAUUGAUGAAUAUGUUUAGAGCUACAGCAAGUAGAGCCGCCGAAAGUGAAGAAACUUAUCAUUUGUCACUUGCAAAAGGUGAAGAACUGAGUGUCAUGGUUGAAGACAAAUUAAGUGUGCACACUUUUGGUCAAGUGGAGAUCACUGAAUUCAGAAAUUCCUCAGCUAACACAUGCCCACAGAGUGAUGAAGUAGAUUGUCCAAUCCAAGCCAAGGGACUGAAGAAAAGACAAGCAACUACUAAAGGAAGAAGGAGGAUCAAGGGCGGGAUGGAAAAAUAUAUUGCAAAGAAGAAAAGAAUGCAAUCUAAGCAGGGUGAUAGUUUUUGUACUCUUGAAGGUCAAUAUGAGCCUCCUGUUGCCAUGGGUAAUAUUUCUAGUCAGGAUGGUUCUUUUUCUACUUAUCAAGGUCAAUCUCAACCCUCUUCCGACAUGGGUAAUCAUUCGAUGCAGGGUGUUUACACUCCACAAGGUCAAUCUCGACCUCCUUUUGCCAUGGGUCGUAGUAAUUACGUUCAGGGUCGUGGUCGCGAAUCCCAAUCUCAACCUUCUUUUGCCAUGGGUCAUACUAAUUAUGCCGAGGGUGAUGGUCGUGCAAUCUAUAUUUCUCAACCUCAAUCCCAAUCUCGACCUGAAUCCCAAUCUCAACCUUCAUUUGCCAUGGGUCGUACAAGUGUACAUCAUGUCAUGUAUCCUACAUAUGAUGGAAAUAACAUGCCUCAGUCAAUGCCGUUUGAUUCAAUGCCUUUACUGUAUCCCACUCAGACAUCGUUUCAGAAAUUGCUUCGAGAUAGUACUGCAGUCCAACUGUCACAAGCCUCACAUAGUCCUGCUGACAGUCGUGUGGAUGGACAUCCCUGGAAGGCUUGCACUGAACGAUGA